This is a messenger RNA of Choloepus didactylus (southern two-toed sloth), 3381 nucleotides long. RefSeq names its product MAF bZIP transcription factor B (gene MAFB). The transcript has a single exon. Gene Ontology annotation, cellular component: nucleus. Gene Ontology annotation, biological process: regulation of transcription by RNA polymerase II; regulation of myeloid cell differentiation. The record is from RefSeq and is a predicted model, not a curated record. Lineage: Eukaryota; Metazoa; Chordata; Mammalia; Pilosa; Megalonychidae. Gene Ontology annotation, molecular function: DNA-binding transcription factor activity, RNA polymerase II-specific; RNA polymerase II cis-regulatory region sequence-specific DNA binding. The coding region runs from base 386 to 1360 and encodes 324 amino acids.
AUCCAGCACAGCUGCACCGCCGGGCUGCGAGCGGCUGUGAGCGAGAGAGCCCAAGAGCAAAAGAGCUAGAGAGCGAGCGGCGAGCGCUCGCCCCGCACCUCCCCUCCGCCCAGUCGCGCGCCCCGCUCGCCUCUCCACCCCGCCCAGCUCGGUCCGGCCCGACCCGACCACAGCCCCGAGCUCUCGGGUAGAGCGGGCAGCCUCGGGACUCUCCGGCGUGCCGCCGCGUCCCCAGACAAAGGCUUGGCCAGCGGCCCCGGCCCGCUGCGCCCUCGGCUCCCGGCCUCCCGGGCUCGCUGCUCUUCGCCCCCGCGCUCGGCUGGGUGCUCCCCGACCCGCCGCAAAGUUUCCCGGGCGACAGCGGUAGCUGCGCCCGGCUUCAGCGAUGGCCGCGGAGCUGAGCAUGGGGCCGGAGCUGCCCACCAGCCCGCUGGCCAUGGAGUAUGUCAACGACUUCGAUCUGCUCAAGUUCGACGUGAAGAAGGAGCCGCUGGGGCGCGCAGAGCGCCCAGGCCGGCCCUGCACGCGCCUGCAGCCUACCGGCUCGGUGUCGUCCACGCCGCUCAGCACGCCGUGCAGCUCUGUGCCGUCGUCUCCCAGCUUCAGCCCGACCGAGCAGAAGACCCACCUCGAGGACCUGUACUGGAUGGCGAGCAACUACCAGCAGAUGAACCCCGAGGCGCUCAACCUGACGCCGGAGGACGCGGUGGAGGCGCUCAUCGGCUCGCAUCCAGUGCCACAGCCGCUGCAGAGUUUCGACGGCUUCCGCGGCGCGCACCACCACCACCACCACCACCACCACCCACACCCGCACCACGCGUACCCGGCCGCCGGCGUGGCCCACGACGAGCUGGGCCCGCACGCACACCCGCACCAUCACCACCAUCACCAAGCGUCGCCGCCGCCGUCCAGCGCGGCUAGCCCCACGCAGCAGCUGCCCACUAGCCACCCCGGGCCCGGGCCGCACGCAGCGGCUGUGGCAACGGCGACGGGAGGCAGCGGAAGCGUGGAGGACCGCUUCUCCGACGACCAGCUCGUAUCUAUGUCAGUGCGCGAGCUGAACCGCCACCUCCGGGGCUUCACCAAGGACGAGGUGAUCCGCCUGAAGCAGAAGCGGCGGACCCUGAAGAACCGGGGCUACGCCCAGUCGUGCAGGUAUAAACGCGUUCAGCAGAAACACCACCUGGAGAAUGAGAAGACGCAGCUCAUUCAGCAGGUGGAGCAGCUUAAGCAGGAGGUGUCCCGGCUGGCCCGCGAGAGAGACGCCUACAAGGUCAAGUGUGAGAAACUCGCCAACUCCGGCUUCAGGGAGGCUGGCUCCACCAGCGACAGCCCCUCCUCUCCCGAGUUCUUUCUGUGAGUCGUGAUGGGUCCCGGUCCCCGCCCUUGCCCCGGCCCGGACUCCCUGUCCCGUGUCCCCAGUCCCGGACCUUCCCGGACCCUGACCCUGCCACGGCCCCAGCCUUGACCUGUUUGACUUGAGGGAGAGGGAGGAAGGGCGCGCGGGCCGCGGGCGGGCGGGCAGGGACCUUGGCCAAGGUGUAAAGCAGCGCGCGCCAGCGCCGCCUCCUAGACUCGAGCAGAGCCAGAGAGAGACGAGGGGGUGGGAGGUCCCGGAGCAACUUUUCUCCAGGCUGGAGGGCGGCGAAGUCUAGUCGUGAGGAGUUGACAAGGCCGUGCGGAGACUCCUGGCUUUCUGAACUUUGCGUGUUAAACCGGCCGCCUAGCUGCCCGGAGCGCAUUUCGCCCCAGGAAGAGAGCACCGAGGAAAGGGACCCUGGCGUCCCAGCAGGCGCGAGGCGAGGCUAAGCGGAGGAAGGAAGGACAAAUGGACCUGUCUGCCCAGGGUCCAGAGAACACUGGCUCUGAGUCUCGAGACGCGGGCCUCAGUUAGGACGUUCUCGGCGCUCAAAUCUCAUCAGUUUUAUUGCCUGCUCGAUUAUAUAGAAAAAAAAUACGAAAAUCUGCAUUAAAAAUAUUAAUCCUGCAUGCUGGACAUGUAUGGUAAUAAUUUCUAUUUUGUACCAUUUUCUUGUUUAUCUUUAGCAUGUUGUUGAUCAUGGAUCAUAACCCCCUUGGUUAUUAUUUUGGGGGGGGCGGGGUGGUGGUGGUGAGAAGGGAUAGCAGUUUGCAGUUCCCAAACUCCGGCGGCGGAGUGCGCCGUGCGGGUUUCAAUCCCGGCUGCCGGCUUGUAAAUACCCGCCCCGCCAAACCGCGUAGAGAAGGUGGCCGCAAGUUGAGUGUCUUGGUUUGGGCUUAUUAUUAUGGCAAUUUUGUCUUUUUUUUGUAAGUAAAGAAUUAAAAGUUUCGGGCAUUUCGCAUCAGCACCAGAAAACAACUUUGUCUUGGGGCACCCUUGAAAGUUGCAUGUCCUCUCCCACUUCCCUGACUCCAGUUAGUCCUCUUUUCCCUACCACUUUAGUUUUUAAUUUUGUUGGAGUGGAGAAAGGAGAGAGGACGUGGGGUCCCAACCCCGAGGACCAAGGCAGGGCAGCUGUGGAGUUCCCCACCCUAGAGAUCCCAGGGUGUGCUUGUUCCCGGCCGGUCUUCAAGCCAAAUUAACACCCUGAACAAAAAAGGAAAGCAAAUUACUUCUUGCUGUUAGCUUUUUAUUGUAACCAGAAUCACCCCAGGGUCCCUUUGCAACCCUGCAGUCCCUCACUAAUUACAGGGACCGCAGGCUCCUAGGGUGAGCAGCUUUGCCAGACCCUUGCAACAGUCCUGAGCUUGUGUUGAACCACCCGCUGUGCUCCGAAUGGCUCGGAAACCCAAACAUUGGCAAGUAAUCUUGCAACUUUCAAGUUCAUUCUUUAGACCAACACUUUAGUUAUGUGUUUCUUUCCCUGCUUUUGAGAUAGCAGAUGAGUUAUUGAUGGUGCCCCCCCUUCUUCGAUUGUAUAGUAGUUAUAGGGAAGAGCUGGUGUGUUUUAAUUUUAAUUUUUUUUCUGCAGGUCAGUUAAUGGAUUUAAGUUGCACUGACAAAAAUACCAAAUUGAAAGCGUAUUUUUAGUUCCCAUUUGAAAUUGCUGGCGCUGCUGGCCGGAUGCAUUUGAGUUUGUAUUAGUUGAUAAAUUAACAGUAAUAACAAGAUUGUAUGAACCGCAUGGUGCUUGCAGUUUUAAAUAUUGUGGAUAUUUGUCCUGCAUCAGAAAUGAGCUUCGGUUUUUACGGAUUCAACUGUGUUGAAAUCAAACUUGCCGCAAUGGAAAUUGUUUUUAUUUCAUGUAAAAUAAGGGAUCAAUUUCAAACCCUGCUUAUGAUAUGAAAAUAUUAAAACUUAGUCUAUUGUAGUUUUAUUCAGACUGGUUUCUGUUUUUUGGUUAUUAAAAUGGUUUCCUAUUUUGCUUAUUAAAACCAUGGAAGUGGUGUUUGUUUAGAGGA